AUGCGGAAUGCUGGCUUCGCCGCCUUUCUUGUCGACCCCUCCUUCACUUCGCUCUCUUCGGGAAGUGAUGAGGAUUAUGAGAAAUGGUGGAGUUCACGAGAAAUGGUGGAGUUCACGAUAAAUGGUGGGCAGCUAGGAAAUGAUAAAAUGAUGGAUUUUUUCACAAUCUGUUCAAUUUUCAGAAUGGCAUCGGAUGACGUCGACGUUGCGUUAUCCUUCCAGCAGCUUCUGGCAUCCGACAUCAAAGUCGGAGUCUCCCUCCCGGACAGACAUGCGUUCAUUAUGUUCGUCGCCGAAAUGA
Messenger RNA from Caenorhabditis sp. 36 PRJEB53466, 301 nucleotides. The record is from the annotation of a GenBank genome assembly. Lineage: Eukaryota; Metazoa; Nematoda; Chromadorea; Rhabditida; Rhabditidae.